AUGGCAAGCUUCACUUCCUCUAUUGCUCGUCCUACUCUCCUUCUCAAGCCUUCGAUCGCAACCAUCACCAACGAGCCUGUCUAUUGUCUUCCCCGGAUGAGUAAGAGAACCAGUGGAGUGAAAUGUUCAAUGGAGACGAAGCAACCAAAGCAAGAAGAGAAGAGCUCAACGGCGAGUGCUUCUGCGGUUGCGGUUAUGUUAACGGCGGUAAUGAGUAGCCCAGCAAUGGCGUUGGUGGACGAGAGAAUGUCAACGGAAGGAACAGGACUACCAUUUGGUAUCUGGCUCAAGGUUUUAGGGUUUUUAAAUCGACAAGUCACUCAAUCAGACUGGAGUUUCUUCUCUCCUCGCUUCCCUUCGACUUCGAAUAUCUCUCCCGGGACUGAAAUCUCUGUCUUCGUUGCGACGCUGAGUAUUGAUUUGAUUGAAAUGUUCUAUCUUAGCGAACUCGAACAUACACUAAGAGUUCCUCCUCAUCUUCUUAACCUUCCUCUCGAAGAUGCCAUUAAGUCAGUGCUUCAAAAUGUGUUCUUGGACAAGGUUUUAACAGAUUUGGGACUUUGUGUAUCUGUUUACGACAUUAAAUCAGUAGAAGGAGGGAUUGUAUUACCUGGGGUUGGUGCUGCGACUUAUAAGGUAGGUUUUAGAAUCGUCGUGUUUCGUCCAUUUGUUGGUGAGGUCAUAGCUGCAAAGUUCAAAGAAUCUGAUGCCAAUGGCUUGCGCUUAACACUUGGAUUCUUUGAAGAUAUUUAUGUGCCUGCUCCACUUAUACCGACACCCAACCGCUGUGAGCCUGACCCUUAUAAUAGGAAUCAGAAGAGAUGGGUGUGGGAAUUUGGAAAACCGAAAGAGGACUAUAUUAUCGACGAUUCCUGUCAGAUCAAGUUCCGAGUUGAGAGCAUCAGCUAUCCAUCGGUUCCAACAGAGAGAGCAGAGGAUGCGAAGCCUUUUGCUCCUAUGGUGGUCACUGGGAAUAUAGAUGAUGAUGGUUUGGGACCUGUUUCUUGGUGGGAGUCUUUUGACCAGAUUGAUCAAGAAGAGUGA
Molecule: messenger RNA, 1044 nt
Organism: Arabis nemorensis
Lineage: Eukaryota; Viridiplantae; Streptophyta; Magnoliopsida; Brassicales; Brassicaceae
Source: the annotation of a GenBank genome assembly